Molecule: messenger RNA, 855 nt
Organism: Hydractinia symbiolongicarpus
Lineage: Eukaryota; Metazoa; Cnidaria; Hydrozoa; Anthoathecata; Hydractiniidae
Product: pancreas transcription factor 1 subunit alpha-like
Exons: 2
Coding region: 100-669 (189 amino acids)
Biological process (GO): regulation of transcription by RNA polymerase II; developmental process
Molecular function (GO): DNA-binding transcription factor activity, RNA polymerase II-specific; protein dimerization activity; RNA polymerase II transcription regulatory region sequence-specific DNA binding
Source: RefSeq, a predicted model, not a curated record
UUGGCCAGCGGUAUUUAAAGUUGCUUUUCGCUGAUUUAGAACAGAUUUGACUUUCUCACGGACUCUUAACAUCUGAGCAAAUUUUGGGAUUGAAAUAAUAUGGAUUCGCAUAAUAAUUUUUAUUCGACCUUUCCCAUGCUCCAACAUGGGUUUUGUACAACACCCCUCCAACAAACACAGGGAAAACAAUACGAACAACACGAUGUAAUUGGAUACAAACGAAAAUUAAAACGAUCCGACACAGGUUACGCAAGAACCAGAUCAGCAGCAAACUUGCGUGAACGAAGACGUAUGCAAUGUAUCAACGAAGCUUUCGAAGGGUUGCGAAGUCAUAUACCUACACUACCGUAUGAAAAGAGAUUGUCCAAGGUGGAUACUUUACGCUUGGCUAUAUGUUACAUCAACUUUUUAACGGAGCUUAUAAGAACUGAUAACGAUAGCCCGGAAGACGAUGGAAUUUUCUCAACACAUUUUAAAAAUGCUGGGAAAGUUGUCAUAUAUAAUGCUUCAAAAGAUGAUAGUGAAAAACAAGGAUACUUACCUUUAAGAGGCCACUCAUUAUCUUGGUCAAAUGAAAAUAAUUCCCAAAAAUUAAAAUUUAUAAAGACGAAGAAAAUAUGGCGACCAGAAGAUCCACGGCAAGCAAAAAAUGACUUAUUUUUCAGAUAACCAGAAUCUAUUAUGUAUUAUAUUUUUUCCCCUUUUUUCUGAAUUUUUAACGAAAUACCUUUUCAGCUUGUACCUAAUGAAUUAUCAUAAUGAAAUCUCACGAACAUUAUAGAGAAAUUCUAUAUAAAAUAUGAAAUUGGUAAGAAAAAUUCUUUUAUGUAAAAUCGUAGUGGGUUCUCCUAGUUA